AUGGCUGCGUUCUUUUCCCGUCUACCGUCGAUACCGUACCCGCCUGAACAAGAUGGGUUCUUCUCCCCGGUCACCUCUACUCUCGAUUGGUGUGAAGAGAAUUAUGUAGUCACGCAGUACUCUGCGGAGAUUAUCAACACGCUCACGAAUCUGCUGUUCAUGUACCUCGCUGCAAAAGGCAUACGCAAUUGCUUGAAGAAUGGACAUGACACCGUCUUUCUCGUGGCGUUUAUUGGCUAUCUACUGGUUGGAACUGGGAGCUUUCUCUUUCACGCGACAUUGAAAUAUCCUAUGCAGUUGGUAGACGAGCUUUCGAUGAUCUACACAACUUGCUUGAUGAACUUUGCGACGUUCUCUUAUGGCAAGUCAAGGCUGUACUCUACGGUUCUUGCAAUUGGGCUUGUGUCUCUUGCCGCCUUCAUUACGCUCUACUACCACUUCCUCCAGGACCCCACCUUCCAUCAGAACGCCUAUGCGAUUCUCACAGCGAUUGUCCUGUUCCGCGCCAUGUAUGUAAUGGAGGUGAACAUCCGCCCGCGCUUCAAGUCCAAGGAGAGGGAAGCAGCGAACCCGCGGCCGCACGGAGGUGUAAAGGCGGUACAAGAGAGAGAAGACGUGCGCGACCAGGAAAUUCUCAGUAAGAUGUGGCAGAUGAUUGGAUUCGGCCUCAGCAUCUUCCUGGGAGGCUUUGCUGUCUGGCACCUCGACAACGUGCAUUGCUCGCAGUUGAUCCAGUGGCGAAGGGAGAUUGGUAUGCCCUGGGGUUUCGUGCUCGAGGGUCACGGCUGGUGGCAUCUCAUGACGGGAACUGGAGCCUACUACUACAUUGUAUGGGGCGUAUGGCUGCGACACUGCCUCAACUACAGACAGGACGAGUAUGAGCUUUACUGGCCAAACUUCUGGACGAUGCCGCAGGUUGUCAAGCGACAGGCAGGUGGUCAUGCAAAUGGCUCAACGAAGAAGGAGCUAUAG
Messenger RNA from Alternaria incomplexa, 972 nucleotides. RefSeq lists its product as uncharacterized. Gene Ontology annotation, biological process: ceramide biosynthetic process; ceramide catabolic process. Gene Ontology annotation, cellular component: endoplasmic reticulum membrane. The record is from RefSeq and is a predicted model, not a curated record. The transcript has 4 exons. NCBI's taxonomy places the organism in Eukaryota, Fungi, Ascomycota, Dothideomycetes, Pleosporales, Pleosporaceae. Bases 1 to 972 code for a protein of 323 amino acids.